This is a messenger RNA of Myotis brandtii (Brandt's bat), 1263 nucleotides long. RefSeq names its product caspase-13-like. Gene Ontology annotation, cellular component: protein-containing complex. The transcript is spliced from 7 exons. Bases 1 to 852 code for a protein of 283 amino acids. Gene Ontology annotation, molecular function: caspase binding; cysteine-type endopeptidase activity. Lineage: Eukaryota; Metazoa; Chordata; Mammalia; Chiroptera; Vespertilionidae. The record is from RefSeq and is a predicted model, not a curated record. Gene Ontology annotation, biological process: proteolysis.
AUGGGAUGUCAUGUGAUAGAUGCUGCAGUUCCUCCAGAAGUGACUGGGCCAGCUGAGUCAGCAGAAACUACGGAUACCCUCAAGCUUUGUCCUCCUGAAGAGUUCCUGAAAAUCUAUCCAAUAAAGGAGAGAACAGACCGCACUCGCCUGGCUCUCAUCAUAUGCAAUAGAAAGUUUGAUCACCUUCAGCCCAGGAAAGGGGCUGAACUUGACAUCACAGGGAUGACAGAGUUGCUUAACGGCCUCGGCUACAGUGUGAGUGUGGAAAAGGAUCUCACAGCCAAGAGUGAAAAUAAAGUUAAAAAGCACAGGACCUCAGAUAGUACAUUCCUGGUGUUCAUGUCACAUGGCCUCCUGGAUAGACUCUGUGGGAAACAGCACAGCGAUGAAAACCCAGACGUGCUACCUUAUGACACCAUCUUUCGGAUAUUCAACAAUCGCAACUGCCCCAGUCUCAAGGACAAACCUAAGGUCAUCAUUGUCCAGGCCUGCAGAGGUGAAAAUCGCGGGGAAUUGUGGGUCAGUGACUCUCCAGCAGCCGUGACAGACAGCUCUUCCCAGUCACCUGAGAACCUGGAGGACGAUGCCGUUUACAAAGCACACGUGGAGAAGGACUUCAUUGCUUUCUGCUCCUCAACCCCACAUAACAUGUCCUGGAGAGACACUAGUAAAGGUUCUCGCUUCAUCACACAACUAAUCAGAUGCUUCCAAAAGUAUUCUUGGUGCUGUCACCUGGAGGAAGUAUUUCGGAAGGUUCAACUAUCAUUUGAAAAGCCAGAUGUUAGAGCCCAGAUGCCCACCAUUGAACGACUAUCCAUGUCAAGAUAUUUCUACCUCUUUCCUGGCAAUUGAAAAUAGUAAGUAUCAAAGCUGUUGGCAGGUAUAACAAAUGGGAAAGUGAUACUGGCGGUGAGGUUCAAUGGCUAAUGACAGCCAAUUGCUUGGGUAGUCAAAGUAAUGUUGCUUAUGGAUGUAGUUUAGUGACUAGAUGUUAUUGUUUUCCUCUACUUAUAUGAAUCUGGAUCCUUCUCAUCUUGAUAAUCAAUUAAUCAGUCAACCAAUCAAGGAGAAAAGCCCAACUAAGACGGGAAAUAAUAAACAAUCAAGGACACAGGGUAGUAAUUAUUAAAAGAUAAAUGUACUCAUGCUUCCAUUAUUUCUUGAUAUUUCUCUCUCACUACACACACACACACACACACACACACAGAGUUACCAAACAUUGCCUCAGGUCCUGGAAAGCAAAACAAACAAAAAAACAACAAC